AUGACUACGCCUGGUGACUGGUUAGGUCAGCAGACGGCCAACAUCAAUUUAAAUAAUCACGAAACACUUACAAGACUCGUGGAUGGGAUCAUAUGUCCAGGAGCAGAUAUGUUUCUCGAGUGGCGACAUAUUUGUGAUGGGUUCACUCAGUGCACAAAUGGGGCUGAUGAACUUAAUUGUCAUCUGUUGGAAUUUUUUAAAUGUGAAACCGACGAAUUUCAGUGUCGCAAUGGAAUGUGUAUUCCAGCCGAAUUUGCCUUCGAUGCAACACCUGAUUGUAUGGAUUCGAGUGAUGAACAAGCGCUUGAUGUGCUCUACAAACGACACUCUCAGUGCGCAAAAGAGUCACCGUCUGAAUGCGAUGAUCGACUGUGUCAUAAAGAUCAGUUUUCAUGUGGAAAUGGUGAAUGCGUUCCAUGGUCAGCAAUUCUAAACGACCAGAACGAUUGCGGUAACGUCCGUGAUAUCGCCUACAUUUGUGAAACAUCGAACUUGGUACUACUGACUUAUGGAGAAUGGCUUGGUAUUUGUAAACAAACGAUGGAGUUUGCUCCUCCAUUGACAAACAAGUCAGACUGUCGACAAACUCUUGGACAUUUACUACAAACUAAUCCUUCCCAGCAAUUCAAGGAUCUUGCCAUCAUCAAUCUCAGAACUCGUUGUGAUAAUCUAACCUUAUAUUUAGAGCAAAAUGCUUUCUUUCCAGGGUUCAAAAUGGUAUACAAUCGCUCUCGUAUUGAAGUAUUCAUCAGCAAUCCAAGUAAUUCACGCAGACCGAUACCAAAGACACCCGAUCUAUACUAUUUCACUGGUGCUAUCGUCUGCGGCGCGUUAUCAUUAAAUAUAUCGGAAAAAAUCUGGUUUACCCAUCAAGAAUUGCAAGAACUCAGUUCUUAUCCAUUUUUUCCACUUGGUUUGUCAAAAAAUAAUGAAUGA
Molecule: messenger RNA, 936 nt
Organism: Adineta steineri
Lineage: Eukaryota; Metazoa; Rotifera; Eurotatoria; Adinetida; Adinetidae
Source: the annotation of a GenBank genome assembly